Scophthalmus maximus (turbot) is the source of this 2149-nucleotide messenger RNA. RefSeq names its product single-strand-selective monofunctional uracil-DNA glycosylase 1 (gene smug1). The record is from RefSeq and is a predicted model, not a curated record. NCBI's taxonomy places the organism in Eukaryota, Metazoa, Chordata, Actinopteri, Pleuronectiformes, Scophthalmidae. Gene Ontology annotation, biological process: base-excision repair. Bases 376 to 1239 code for a protein of 287 amino acids. The transcript is spliced from 2 exons. Gene Ontology annotation, molecular function: single-strand selective uracil DNA N-glycosylase activity; oxidized pyrimidine nucleobase lesion DNA N-glycosylase activity.
UCUUCUAAGGGUUCAUACGGAAAAUAAGUAAUCACACAUACAAAGGAGAGCCCAUCGAAAAGGUUUCUACCUCUCUCCGUCAGCUCAAUGUCAUGUCAUGUCAUUUGAUUAAACACCUUUUCAUAAGUGAAGAAGACGAGCCGGCGGCUGUGAUGACAGCGGUGAUGCUCUAGGGGGCAGCAGCCGCUCCGAGUGCGCGGGAAGACGCAGAAGAAGAACACACUGGGAAUGUAGGAAGUCUUGUUCGUGGAAAACAAAGGCUGCGGACGAGACGAGAAGCGGCGUCGAACCUGCAUCGGAGCCGACGAGACGAGACGAGACGAGACGAGACGUCCACGCUGCGCGUUCACCUGACGGACAGGAGCUGGCUCGAACAUGUUGGAAGACGCGGCGUCGCACGGAGCGGGUCAGCGCGCCCGCGGGGAUGGAGACGAGGAGCAUCCGGCUCCGUGCGGGUCACGCGGCCGGGGCUGCAAAGCGGCGCCGGGGGGGAACGCGGCCCCCGCCUCCAGGUUCCUGCAGGUCGAGCUGGAGCUGAACGCCCACCUGCGCCGGCUCGUCUUCAGCGAGCCUGUCCGGUUCAUCUACAACCCGCUGGAGUACGCGUGGGACACGCACCGCUGCUACGUGGAGAGGUACUGUCGCGGCGGACAGAGGGUCCUGUUCCUCGGGAUGAACCCGGGCCCGUUCGGCAUGGCACAGACCGGGGUCCCCUUCGGUGAAGUGAGGUCGGUUGUUGAUUGGCUGAAGAUCGUGGGGGAGGUCGGUCACCCGCGCGACGAGCAUCCGAAGCGACGGAUCACGGGCCUCGCCUGCACUCAGAAAGAAGUGAGCGGUGCACGUUUUUGGGGCUUCUUCAGAAAGCUGUGCGGCGAACCGGCACUCUUCUUCCGCCACUGCUUCGUGCACAACCUUUGCCCGCUGAUUUUCAUGAGUGCCAGUGGGAAGAAUUUGACUCCCCCCGAGCUGCCUGCGGCUGAGCGCGAGGCCCUGCUGGCCCUGUGUGACAUCGCACUGUGCCAGGCGGUGGAGGCACUGGGCGUCUCCAUGGUGAUCGGGGUCGGGCGGGUGGCAGAGCAGCGGGCGCGGCGAGCUCUCUCUGCUGCGGGUGUCGAUGUGCGAGUCGAAGGCAUCAUGCACCCGUCGCCCAGGAACCCACUCGCCAACAAGGGCUGGGAUGAAGUGGCCAAGGCCAAACUGGCAGAACUGGGUGUCAUGUCACUGCUGAACCACUCAUGAGCCAAUCAGACCCAACUGGAGGCUCACAUGUUCCCUCACACCAGUCAGUGUGUCUGUUCCUCUUGAGAAUGUUUUCUUCACAGAGCAGUGGAAACCUUGGCACUGAUUCAUUUCAUUCUAAAAUCUAGAAUUCGUUCUAAGAGUACUUCUACACUAAUGUAACUAUGCGGUGCUUUAUAUCUAAGAAAACUCUCAGGGUUCUUGUUACCUUAUGUGAUUGGUUUGGUUUUACUGUUUGUCUAUUUGUUUGUUAGCAGGAGCAUGAUAUUUGUUUUCAUGAAAGAUUGGUGUUGGCCAUGUAACAUGUGAUUACAUUUUGGGAGGGAUCCAGAUCCGAAUCUGGAUCCAGUAACUUUCUGAAAGAAGGAAAGAAGGUUUUUAAAUCAUAUCUUCAGUCAUAUCUUCACAAAUAUGUUACAUUUUAAAAUAUGUAGAUACGAUGGAGAUGGGUAUGCGAGUUUUGGGUGAAACAGCAUAUAGGUGGGGGGUUGCUCAGCCUUGGCGGAGCUCUGUGCUCUUCAGGAAAACCAUCUGAUCAACUUUGUUCAAACUGGAUUUUGAAAAAAAGGCACAUACUUAAAAUGACUCUGUGAAUGUCUUCAGCCUAAUCACAAAAGAUAUCAAAUCAAUAUACAUGAUUUGAUAUCAUGUAUAUUGAUAUCAAAUCGUGGUAUAUGUCCUAGUAUGUAUUAGUUAGUAAAUGUGUCAUUUCAGUUUCCUGUAAAAUCACAAAUUUCCUGUUCUACUACAACUGGUGACAUUUACUUGGUAUAGAAAAGGCCUCUAUGGGAACAACCUCUAAACAUCACAAAGAGCAUUUGUAAAAGUACAGUUGUACAUGUUGUUUAUGUCGGACUCCUGUAGAUGACUGUUCAUUGAAUUCUUUUAAAAUGUAUUUUUAAAAUUGUCA